CGCCCCUGCCGUGCGUUACAACGUGAGUGCAGAGGACACGGAGAUAGCGUGGCGCCGCCGCCACCGUCGCCAACGGCUCCCUCGCAAACUUGGCUGGCUGGCAACAGGGAGAGUAAUCGCCAAGGAAGACAACCGCCACAGGAUCAAAUAUAUAGGCAUAUAUAGCAACGCAGGUCGCAGGCAGGGGAGCAACAUACGUAGUACACAACUUGUUCAGGAUCGUCUUCUCCAACUCCGGCGCCGGCGGGUGGUUGAAGGCCCUCUUUCUGAACCCAAGUGCGUGCUCUCCAUCAAACAAGGCCUCAAGAUGUUCGUCGUAGAAGACAAGGGCAGUGCCAUUGCUCUCAUGUGUGCUGCCCUCCUCUUCCUGGGCACAUGGCCAGCAUUGCUCACCCUCUUGGAGCGCAGAGGCCGGCUACCGCAGCACACGUACCUUGAUUACUCGAUCACGAACCUCCUCGCCGCGGUCCUCAUUGCACUCACCUUGGGCCAGCUUGGGGAGAGCAAGCAAAACAUACCCAAUUUCUUCACCCAGCUCAGUCAG
This is a messenger RNA of Triticum aestivum (bread wheat), 544 nucleotides long. RefSeq lists its product as uncharacterized. The record is from RefSeq and is a predicted model, not a curated record. NCBI's taxonomy places the organism in Eukaryota, Viridiplantae, Streptophyta, Magnoliopsida, Poales, Poaceae. The annotation marks the transcript as partial. Gene Ontology annotation, molecular function: allantoin:proton symporter activity; uracil:monoatomic cation symporter activity. The transcript has 2 exons. Gene Ontology annotation, cellular component: membrane. Gene Ontology annotation, biological process: nitrogen compound transport.